CAGCGAUCAGUUCUGGUGCGAACUUCGAACGCUUCGGUAUUAACGGUUUUUAUCGUUCAGGAUUAGGAAGUUUGUUGGAAAUCGAUCGCGCGUAGGGUAACGAAAUAACCUGUCAACACAACCAUGUUUACGAUCGCACUAAUCGGCAUAGUUUCGCUAGCAGUUUACAUGUACUGCAAGAUACGGUUCAAGUUCGCCGAAAAGAUUCCUACGGUGGAACCGUUCCGACCAUUUUUCGGCAACGGACUCGAGUUUGCGCAAAAGAAUUCGUUCGAAAUAUUCGCUAGUUUGACGCGGGCCUUUAAGGAUAACAAGCGUGUUUUCAAACUGUGCUUCGGACCCAUCGCCGUUGUCUGUCCGACCGAUCCAGAUCUGAUCGGGAAGGUGCUGACGAGUUCGGCCAGCAUGGAGAAACCGUACGUGUACUACUUUUUGCGGGUGAUGCGAGGAUUGCUGACAGCAGAAUACGACAUCUGGAAAGUACACCGCAAGGUACUGAAUCCGACCUUCAACACUCGAAUUCUGAACAGUUUCAUCCCGAUUUUCACCGACUGCGUGGGUAAGAUGAUCGAACGGAUGUACGAGCACGACGAUCCGACCAAAGCAGUGAACAUUCUCGAGUACACCUCCCCCUGCACGCUAGGUAUGAUAUGCCGGACUUCCCUCGGUGGCAAAGUGCUGGAACGAGAAGGAACAAAGGAGUUCAUUGAAGGCUUGGAAGUCAUCCUGCACAAUGUGGGUCUUCGGAUGUUCAACGCCAACUUGCAUCCGGAAAUUGUCUACCGGUUCACCCGUUUCUACCGCAACGAAAUGAAAGCUCGAAAGUUUUGCUACGCGUUUACUGAUAAGAUUAUUAUUGAAAAACAAGCGGAAUUCGAUAAGCUGAAACAGAAAAAUGACUCCAACAACAAUUCGAACGGACUGUCUAAUGGUCAAAUAGAUCAAAUGAAUAACAAUAACAAUAACGAAAAUCCUGAAGAGGAUGAUGAACUGUCCUACAAGAAACCGCAAAUCUUCAUAGAUCAGCUGAUGACGAUUCCGCUGCCCGAUGGAAAGCCGUUUUCCCAUUCUGAAAUCACCGAUCAUAUUUACACGAUGAUAGCGGCGGGUAACGAAACAUCUGCAACACAAGCGGCUCACACUGCCCUGCUGAUCGCCAUGCACCCCGAAGUACAGGAAAGGGCCGUCGCAGAACUGAAGGAGGUCAUGCCAACAGCGGAUACAUGCUACAGUCACGAAGUACUGAAACAGUUGGUCUACAUGGAGCGGAUCAUCAAGGAAUCGCAGCGUCUCUGUCCGGUGGCGGCGGUGUUUGGCCGAAGAACCCUAGCCGAUUUGCAGCUGGACGAGUUUGUAAUUCCAAAGGGAAACAUCUUCAUCUUGAAUGUUUUCGCACUGCACCGACGGAAAGAGUUCUGGGGUGAAGAUGCCGAUAAGUUCGAUCCCGACCGGUUUUUGCCGGAAAACUCCAAGAACCGACACCCGUACGCCUAUCUUCCAUUCAGUGGUGGUGCCAGAAGUUGUAUAGGAAAUCGCUAUGCCAUGAUGAGUCUUAAAACGAUUAUAUCGGAAAUGUUACGGAACUUCAAGCUGUCAACUGACAUCAAGUUCGAAGACAUGAAAUUCAAGUUCAAAGUCUCAAUGCACUUGGCUUCGGACCACCGAAUUUUCUUGGAGCCCCGAAACCUGUACUCUUAACCGUUAUUUAUUAAAUAUUUUUAUGCUCUAAGCUUACGAACCUCAAACAAACAGUUAGUUACCAAUUACCAGGUUACCAGUUACCAUCCGAAAAUCGGACCCACACUAUUUGUAAUCAUUUUGUAAUGGAUAUUAACGAAACGGUAAUAAAACACACAAAGGAAUGGUUUUAAUUUACAA
Messenger RNA from Malaya genurostris, 1878 nucleotides. RefSeq names its product cytochrome P450 4C1-like. The record is from RefSeq and is a predicted model, not a curated record. NCBI's taxonomy places the organism in Eukaryota, Metazoa, Arthropoda, Insecta, Diptera, Culicidae. Gene Ontology annotation, molecular function: monooxygenase activity; oxidoreductase activity, acting on paired donors, with incorporation or reduction of molecular oxygen; iron ion binding. The transcript has 6 exons. The coding region runs from base 124 to 1698 and encodes 524 amino acids.